UAGUGGUAUUUUUAAUGUAAAUUCUGACUUCUGACCCCCUAGAAGAGGAUCAGGAGUGAUAAUUAAUUGUGAAUUAGAGAAAUGAAUACAUGAAUAUAAAAAUUUUGACAAUUUUGUGCACCACGGAAAGUUUCCGGAAAGCUUGUAAGAACACAAGCUGGGCAAACAGAAUGCACAAAAUUGGCAGGGUUCUGUGGGAAUGAACUAAAACGAUACUGCCAGAGAGAGAGAAAGAUUAAAAAGGCAGGAUUCAUUAGAAAAAUGAAUGAAAAUGAGACUGCCAGAAGUUAAGAAAAUUUAGCAACAGGAUUCAUGAAAGAAUGAAUGGAAAUGAGACUGUUGGUAGAGAAAUUAAGUGAUAGGAUUCAUGAAAGAAUGAAUGAAAUGAGACUAUCAAGAUUAAGAAAACGAAUUGAAAGAAAAAAAAAAAGCAAAAAGUAGGGAAGAAAUUAAUGAUUUUCUUCUCUUCUUUUACAGAAAUUGACAAAGAAAAACCAUGGAUCAUGGGAAUCAAUACAAUGUACCGCCAUUCAAACGGUCAUUGUUGUCCCCAAAUGAGAAUCGGAAGAAUUGGGAGACGUUCAAGAGGGGAUUCCUCAGUGUUGCACUGGCAACAGCAGAGACAGAUAAGAAGAAACUAAAAGGGAUGCUGCUUGCGUAUGGUGGUCCAGACCUACGAGAGGUAUUCUACCAAAUCCCGGGUGCAGAUAUACCCGGAGAUGACGAUAAUGAUCCGUACAAAAUUGCGAUGAAAAAGCUGGAUGAGCAUUUUGCACCAAAGAGACACGAUUCCUAUGAGAGGCAAAUGUUUUGGUCUCUCAUGCCAGAACCAGAAGAAUCAUUGGAACAGGUGAUUCUGAGGGCAAUGCAUCAAGCCGAGAAGUGUGUCUUUGAAUCGGAGAAAUGCGACGCAAAAACCAGCGCAAAGAUAGACAAGAUCAUAAUGUUGUGUCCGGAAGAGUUGAAGCAGAAGAUCAUGGCUAAACCGAAUUAUGAUUUGGAUGUGUUGCUUCAGUAUAUACACGCAUACCAAGCAGCUAAAGCUCAAGCAAAGGAAAUGAGCAAACAGUCGAGUACGAUUGGUGAAGGUUCAGGCUCGAAUCUGGAGAAGAGUGACCUCAAUGCGGUACAAGAGAAGAAACAGAAGUAUGGAGGGAGACCGAAAGCUCAGGCAGGGCAUUUCAACACAAAAGAUGAAUGUUCUCGUUGUGGUAGAUCCGGGCAUACGGCGAAAGAUCCAAAUUGCCCAGCCAUGGAGAAAACUUGUGCCAAAUGUAACAUCAAAGGGCAUUUUGCAAGGAAAUGUCGCACUCGACGAGCACAAAAUCUCAAACGGUCAAAUGCAGAAGACGCAUCAACUCCCAAAUCGAAGAUUGCAAAAGUGAAUCAUGUGAGUGAAGAGAAUGAUUCAGAAGAGGAGGAAGGAAACGAUGGAUUUAUAUUCAAUGUGGGAGAUGGUGAUGAAUACAUCUGGUGCAAAGUUGGUGGCAUUUUGAUUGAGAUGCUAAUUGAUUCCGGUUCCACUCACAACAUUAUUGGAGAGAACACGUGGAAGUACUUGAAGAAGAGUGGGAUAUUUGCCCAGAAUAUGACGAAAUCUGUCACCAAACAGCUGAAGGCAUAUGCACAGUCGAGUCCAUUGGAAAUUCUGGGAUCGUUUGAAGCAGAAGUGGUGAUUCAGGACGUUAAUCGGGAGUUGAAAAGCACAGCGACAUUUUAUGUCGUUAAAGGGGGAUCUCAGCCACUCUUGGGCAAGGCAACAGCCAAGGCCUUGGGAGUUUUGAUGUUGGGAUUGCCAAGUAAGCAACAUAGUGGUAUUUGCGCUGUGCAAGCUCAACAGGGAUCCAAACCAUUUCCCAAAAUCCGUGGAAUUAGUCUGAUGAUUCCCAUUGAUGAAAAUGUCACGCCAGUAAAUCAACAUGCAAGACGGCCACCCAUCGCUCUUCUCAGCAAAGUUGAGGAGAAGUUAGAUGAAUUGCUGAAGGCGGAUAUAAUUGAGCCAGUGGAGGGUCCCAGUGAUUGGGUGUCUCCUGUGGUGGUACUCCCCAAGGAUAAUGGCGACAUUCGAUUGUGCAUCGACAUGAGAAAAGCCAACAAAGCUGUGAGGCGCGAGAACCACAUCAUGCCGACAUUUGAGGAUUUUUUGCCUCAAUUGACGAAGGCAAAAUUUUUCUCUAGGCUUGAUGUGAAGAAUGCAUUCCAUCAGAUAGAGUUGAAUCCUGCUUGCAGAAAGAUUACAACAUUCAUCACCCACAAGGGAAUGUUCAGGUAUGAAGAGUAAUAUUAAAUAAUGGACAAGAGAUUGAGGAAUAUUUAUGAGUUGUUAUUUAUUUGUGAGACAGGUACAAAAGAUUGAUGUUUGGCAUAUCUUGUGCCCCGGAGAUCUUCCAAAAGACGAUGGAGCAAAUAUUGUCAGGAUGUAGUAACACCCUGAAUUAUAUUGAUGACAUCGUUGUCUUUGGGUCGUCGGAGGAGGAACAUGAUAAAUCCCUACAGGAGGUUCUAAAAACACUAAAGGAACAUGGAGUACUGUUGAAUCAGGAGAAAUGUGUUUUUAAGGUGUGCCAGUUGGAAUUUUUGGGACACCAAUUGUCUGAGAAGGGGAUAAAUCCUACUGAGAGCAAAGUUGAGGCGAUUCGGAAGUUUCGAUCUCCAAAGUCCAAGGAAGAACUGCGAAGCUUUCUCAGGUUGGUAACAUAUGUGAGUCGGUUCCUACCAGAUUGCUCUACUGUCACACACACUCUGAGAUUAUUGCUCAAUAAGGAUACCUUAUUUGAGUGGAAGGAGAUCCACGAGAAGGCAUUUCAAGCUGUGAAGGAGAUGAUGAGCAAUGCGGAAACUCUCAGUUACUUUGACAAUACAUUGCUCACCAGGGUUAUCGCGGACGCUUCUCCAGUUGCUCUUGGUGCUGUUUUAGUACAAAUUGACAGCAGAAAUGAGGAUAAAAUACACAUUAUUGCAUACGCUAGCAAAAGUUUGUCGGAUACAGAGCGGCGAUAUUGUCAGACUGAGCGUGAAGCAUUGGCAUUAGUAUGGGCAGUUGAAAAAUUCAGUGUCUAUUUGAUUGGACGAGUGUUUGAACUUGUAACAGAUCACAAACCACUUGAGAUUAUUUUCAAACCGACCACCAAACCCUGCGCGAGAAUUGAAAGGUGGCUUCUAAGGCUGCAAUCCGUCAGGUUUAAAGUAAUCUACAAGAAAGGAUCCAUGAACAUUGCUGAUUCUCUUUCACGGUUGACGGAAAGCAGGGAUUCGAAAGGGUUUGAUAAGGAGAAUAAAUUCUUUAUCAGAGCAGUCAUUGAAUCAGCAGCCAUUGACAUUUCGGAGAUUGAGGAAGCUUCCAGGAAUGACACGGAGUUCCAUGUGGUACGUCAGUGUUUGGAAACGGAUCAAUGGCACGCGCCUGAAGUGAAAUUGUACCAACAUUUCAAGAUGGAACUCAGCUGCAUCGGAGAUAUUCUCAUCAGAGGAACAAAAGUUGUGGUACCUACCUCUUUGAGGCAACGUAUGCUGCAACUUGCUCACGAAGGACAUCCAGGAGAAACCACGAUGAAACGCCGAUUGAGAGAUAGAGUGUGGUGGCCUGGAAUGGACACAGAGGUAACUAAGUUUGUGAGGAGCUGCAAAGGAUGUCUGGUGUCUACUCCGUCCAAACCGGAACCGAUGGUACGCAGGCAGCUUCCACAAGGACCCUGGAUUGAUAUAGCAGUAGAUUUCAUGGGACCUCUACCUACUGGAGAAUAUCUGUUCGUCAUUGUCGACUACUUCAGUCGUUAUAAAGAAGUAGAAGUUAUGAUGAAGAUUACUGCUAAGGAAACAAUCAGGCGGUUGGAGAGAAUUUUCGUGAGAAUGGGUUACCCUAGAACAAUAACGCUGGACAAUGCCAAACAAUUCCUCAGUGAAGAGUUUGAGACCUUCUGCAAACAGCGAGCUAUCACCGUGAACAGAACGAUACCUUACUGGCCACAGCAGAAUGGGGAAGUGGAACGCCAAAAUAGAUCGUUGGUGAAGCGCUUAAAAAUCAGUCAGGCAUUGAAACGUGAUUGGAAGAGUGAUUUGCAAGAAUAUCUUCUAAUGUAUUAUACGACGCCUCAUGCUACAACCGGAAAAACCCCAACAGAACUCUGUUUUGGACGUAACAUUCGGGGUAAGAUUCCUGCAUUGAGUGAUGUCUCUACGAUGCCUCCCAGCUCUGACUUCAGAGACCAAGAUCGAAUUUCAAAAGGAAAAGGAAAGGAAAGGGAGGACAAAAAGAGAGGUGCGAGGCCAGCGGAGCUUGAGUUGGGAGAUCGCGUACUCAUGAGAAACCUGCUUCCCGGAAACAAACUGAGUACCACGUUUGACCCCACGGAAUUCGUCGUUCUAGAAAAGAAGGGAUCUGCGGUGGUCAUCGAGGACCCGGAAUCCGGACGGCGUCUCCAGCGAAACGUGGCACACUUGAAGAGGGUUACACCACCUGAGGAGGAUGACACUGACGGAGCUGAGUCUGGAUCUGUGGGGACUGGGACUCCGACAUCGGUGGAAUGCCAUGGCAACGCCGACCAGGAGAUCCCCGCUCCACAAACCCAAACAGCAACACGCAACAGACCCACCAGGAAGAAGAAGAAGCCCCAGAGAUUGGAAUACCGGGAGCUGGGGGGAUCGCAUCCCAAACAUGGAAAAAAGGAGGGAUGUGGUGAUGCACCCUGUGGGGAUGGACCCGAAGAGGUUCGGUAUGUUUCGGAAGAGAUGUCAGAUGAGAGAUGUGAUGUGUAAAGGUGAGAUGGUGGAAUAAAGAGUGUUAAAAAUCCAAGUGAUCUUUUAUUAAAUAGCACAACUUGAAUUUUGUGUUUAGAAAGUUCCUCCAAAUGGAGAAUUCUAAAUAUAUAUUCGUGCAAGAACUUUAACAAUUUAUCUCUGUACACAAAGCACCUACCUACAUAUAUUAAGUAAAUUGCCAUAUAUGAGUGACAAGAAGUUUGGUGUCAACGGCGCAGACUUAUCGCAUCUCAAUCAUUUGCUGUGAAUGGAAAACAUUGCGCGUCUUUUAGUCUCUCUCCCUUAUAGUUACAACUAAAUGUUUCAAAGGAGAAACUUUCCUUGUUUUUCAAUGAGGUGUUUUGUGAAGAAAACGGAACAACACUUCUCAACAAUCAAGUCCACAAUUUCUCAUAAACUCUUAGCGGGUGUUUAAAUGGCAAA
Molecule: messenger RNA, 5181 nt
Organism: Lutzomyia longipalpis
Lineage: Eukaryota; Metazoa; Arthropoda; Insecta; Diptera; Psychodidae
Exons: 2
Coding region: 497-2281 (594 amino acids)
Biological process (GO): proteolysis
Molecular function (GO): aspartic-type endopeptidase activity; nucleic acid binding; zinc ion binding
Source: RefSeq, a predicted model, not a curated record